Molecule: messenger RNA, 1521 nt
Organism: Caenorhabditis remanei
Lineage: Eukaryota; Metazoa; Nematoda; Chromadorea; Rhabditida; Rhabditidae
Exons: 10
Coding region: 1-1521 (506 amino acids)
Source: RefSeq, a predicted model, not a curated record
AUGUCUGGCGGAAAUUGGCAGAACACUUGGUCGCAACAGCCUCCUCAACAUCCCCAGCAACCUCAACAGGACAUGUACAACCAAAGUCAGCCAGGCUAUGGUUACAAUCAAUCUCAAGCUAGAGGACCUCCACAACAGCAAAUACGUCAAAAUGAUUAUAUUUCAUACCAACAUCAACGUCCUUCAGGCGCUCCAAACGCUUUUAAUCGCCAACCACCCCAUCAACAGUACCAACAAAAUUACAUGGCCCAGCAACAUCUCCACGGCUAUCACCAUCAACAGCAACCAUUCAUGUUCAAUGCGAAUGCCAACGUUUUUGUGCCACGGAACCAAAUAAUGCAAUCUCAUCAAGACUACGGAUAUUAUGCUGGACCACCAUACCAACAACAUAACCAUGCUCAAUAUCAGCAGAACCAAUUCGGUAUCACGUCUUCUCCAUCAUCUUCCUACAACGCCAUGUACCAACAGGAAGAUGCGGGUUUCGAAGCGUUCGCUCAAUUUGGUCAGCAAUCUCAACAAUAUCUUCCUUCUAAAGAGCUAGCUGAUCAGAUUCAAAGUAGCAAAUGCUCCUCGUAUUUGACCGAGAUUCUUGUCGGGUGCGAACAACUGAUAGCAGAAGAUGAAGAAGAGUCAUCCACAUGGAUUUCAGCUAUUCGGCAAAGAUUCGAAGAUCCUCAAAUGGAUGAAGAGUCUAAAAAAAUAGGGGUGAAACUGAUUAUUGAGAUGGCAUAUUCCAUGGAAUCGAAUCAAUUCCGUAGUAUUGAUCCUCAAAAUACUUUUUCCAAUUUAUUAAAGACACUGUCACUGGAGUUGAAAGGUUUCUUGCGUAAAUUCAUUGUCCCUGCUCUUGGAGAAUACCACGAGUCCCGUAAACAGUUUGAGAAUGAUGACCGUGUUUUUAUGGCUAUUUUCUAUGCUGAAGUGUACGUCAAGUUGUUCUUGGAGAACGGAAGUCGUUUUGAACGCAUUGGCGAAGCUCUAGCUGAUCAGAUUGAUGAAAUUCUGAAGUUUCAACCGAAGGAUGAAUACAUGAAAAGUUUGAUCCGUGCGUUCAAAGUGGCUGGUGCGGAGCUUGACACUUCUGAAUCAUUGAGACGGCGUGUUGAUCAAAUUUUGACUAUCAUGGGUGGUUAUGCUAAAGGUUCACCUCUUCUUGGAGAAUCAGUAAAAGCUCAAAUUUUCUCGCUGAUUGAAUGCCGUACACGUGGUUGGGAUCGUCCUGCUACCCGUGGUCCGGAAGUAGCUGGUAAUGUUGCUGAUCGGGAUCAAGACUCGUUCGAUGAGUCGACUGACAACGAUUUGACAGAAGAGGAGCGCCUCUUUUUGGAGAGCCAUUUGGAUCAGGUGGAAUCUGGGCGGGCUGGAGAAGACGAUUUUGACGAUCAAGAAAUGAUGAAAGAGUUUGGAAAGUUUGUGAAAGAGGAGUUGUUGCAGGCGGAGGAAUUGAAAACAGCAGAGAUGCUGCAAAACUGCAAUAUCAAAGGAGAUGAUGAAGAAAAAGCAGCAACCGAAGAGAAAUAG